AUGGCUUCAUCCAAACCAGUCUUCUUUCUCAUUCAAGGCGCAUGGAUCGGUAGCGAAGUCUUCUCGCCUGUCAUCCAUCUGCUAUGGUCGAAAGGCUAUGCCACCUGGUGCCAGGAGCUGCCCCAUCACAAUCGUGACCCAGCUGUCACGGCCAGCACUACCGCCGAAUUCAUUCGAGCCGAGCUGCUCAAACUCAUCGAUAACGGCCAUGAUGUGAUCCCGGUGUGCUGGAGUCUUGGCGGUAAGCUCGCUCCUCCGGCCUUUGAAGGACUGUGGAAGAAGGAGCGGGAGUCGUUUGGCAAGUCGAAUGGGAUUGUUGGCAUGGUGUUCGCCUCCUGUCCGUUGAUGGAGAAGGUCGGAAUGACAAGUCGAGACAGUCAGAUGGUCAACGACCCGAAGAUGAUGUUCGAUGGUGCAGAUCCCCAUGAGACCUUUGAGUAUCAAGACGGUCUCAUGACGCCGAAAUUGGGCCCCGACACUCCAUUCGCAAAGAGCAUGUACGCUUCCCUCGAAGGUAUCUACCCCAAGGCACACGAACUCUUCGAUCCUACCAUCCGACCUCUGUCCCUGGCUACUCAGAAUGAACCUCUCAACUAUGUACCUGUGGUCAAGAAGGAUCCCGAAUCGAUGGAGGAACCAGGUACAUUUCAUGUGCCCGUCGCCUACUUCGUCACUGAGCAAGAUCGUGUCGUCUCGAAAGUCAUACAGGAGAAAUACGUCAACAGAUGGAAGGAUCAAUGGACUCAAGUCUACAGAUUCGACACAGGCCACAUGCUCUGGGUUGCCGCGCCUGAGCAAGUGGUGGACAGUCUCGUGGAUUUCGCCUCCCGCGUAUAG
This is a messenger RNA of Kockovaella imperatae, 837 nucleotides long. Its product is annotated as Alpha/beta hydrolase fold-1. The record is from RefSeq and is a predicted model, not a curated record. The transcript has a single exon. Lineage: Eukaryota; Fungi; Basidiomycota; Tremellomycetes; Tremellales; Cuniculitremaceae. Bases 1 to 837 code for a protein of 278 amino acids.